Labeo rohita (rohu) is the source of this 3071-nucleotide messenger RNA. RefSeq names its product ceramide synthase 1 (gene cers1). Gene Ontology annotation, biological process: ceramide biosynthetic process. The coding region runs from base 899 to 1981 and encodes 360 amino acids. Lineage: Eukaryota; Metazoa; Chordata; Actinopteri; Cypriniformes; Cyprinidae. The record is from RefSeq and is a predicted model, not a curated record. Gene Ontology annotation, cellular component: membrane. The transcript has 7 exons. Gene Ontology annotation, molecular function: sphingosine N-acyltransferase activity.
GCUUUUUUUUUUUGUUCACUAAGCUCAACUUCUUCACAACGCGGCGCGUCUGCCCUUUGUCGCGGGAGGCUGUAGGUAGAUUGUAGACACAUUUUCAUAGAUAUUUGUGUUUUUGCUUUUGUUUUUUACUUAUUAUGCGUCUGUGAAUAUUUCAUAUAUCGCUGAGCGAUUUUGUGCGCAGGUUCAUUUGAGGCUAGAAUUCAUCUGGCGGUUAUAUUUCUACCUGUUUUCUAUAUUCGAGCCACAUAUGGACAUACCGAAGGAUAAUUUCUGCUUUCAACCUCUCGACGUGAGAUGAAACCCAGAGGAGAUGUUAUAUAUACUGAAUGACGACAAGAAGAGGACGCGCUAUUUCGGCACAUGAAUUUUGCGUGCGGACACACAUCACAUGCGCUGAAUAUAAAGAGGCGAAUAGGCACUGGUUAUGGUUUGUAAGAACCUUUCAUUUCAGGAUUGCUCAGAAUGCUUCAAUUGUAAGCCAUCAGCUUCAAUUUAUAACAAAGGAACGCUAAUGCAGGCAUGCUGAUUCAUACAUUGUGCAAUAUAUUUUGUAACCAUAACGUAAUGGAAGUGUUAUAGUGAAUAUAGAGAAGGUUUCCUCUUAUAGGCUAUUCAGGCAGAUGAUGGUGGCACACUAAAGCCAUUAACACCCCAAUGGCUGACACUGGCAUAUAUGCAGUAUAGGAUAUCAAAUAAUCUCUUUUCUCUUAGCAUUAGGGGUUCAUGUUCAUUUGCUAAUUAGCAUUAGUACUUUUUAAGUCUUAAUUUAGAAGACAGGAUACUUCAGAGACGAUAAUCAGCUUAAGGUCUACAGCAGCUAUAGCUGGUAGCACUUUUGCAUUGUGCAUCUCAAUUGGUCCAUUGCCCCUAUAACAGCUACUAUAGUAUUUCUAAUAUAAUGGACACCAAUCACAUGGAUGAUGGUUCCUCCAGCGAUGGCAUGGAGAUGGAGAUCAUGCCUGGCUACAUGGAGCUCAUCACCAGAGCUUAUUCAGUCAUGUUCAGUGCCUUUAGAGACUGUAAAGACUGCGGACUGGAGCGGUCCAGAAGAACCUUGCUGGACCAUGCAUACAUAACCUGGAUGGAGAUCUUCAUGUUCUUCAUGUGCGUGGUCAUGUGGACAAAGGUGCGCAGGGGACUGACAGUGUACAUCUUUGAGCCUUUUGCACAAUGGUGUUGUAUCCUGCCAAAAGAUGUCUCAAAGAUGCCAGAGAGUGCGUGGAAGCUGGUCUUCUACACAAUGUCGUGGUCGUACAGCACCUACCUGUUGUUUUUCACUAGCUAUUCCUUCUUUCAAAACCCCCCAUCUGUGUUUUACGACUGGAAGAGCGGGAUGUCAGUUCCCAUUGAUAUCACAAUAGCUUACCUAAUCCAGGGCAGCUUUUAUGGCCAUUCCAUAUAUGCCACCAUCUACAUGGACGCCUGGAGGAAGGACUCCCUUGUCAUGGUGGUGCAUCACUUCAUCACUCUGGCCCUGAUCACAUUCUCCUAUGCCUUCAGAUACCACAACAUUGGCAUUCUCGUCCUCUUUCUUCAUGACAUCAAUGACAUACAGUUGGAGUUCACCAAGCUCAACGUUUACUUCAAGACCCGGGGAGGGAAGGAGUACCUUAUCAAUGAUGUCCUGUCCAACAUGGGGGCCAUUAGUUUUAGCAUCACAUGGUUUUGGUUCCGUUUGUACUGGUUCCCCCUCAAAGUGCUGUGGGCCUCCUGUGUCACCAGCAUCCAGUCAGUUCCCAACAUCCCUUUCUACUUCUUCUUCAACACACUCCUGUUUGCUCUGCUCCUCAUGAAUAUCUACUGGUUCCUGUUCAUUGUAUUGUUCGUGGUGAAGGUCUUGACGGGCCAGAUGAAGGAAGUAAAUGACGUCCGGGAGUACGAGGAUGAGGACCUAAAAGGGAUAAAAAAAGACACUAAUGAUCAGAUGUCUACUGAAGGGAAACAUGUGCAGAACGGGAUCAACAAGAAGAAACAUCUAUAAUGUCUAGGUGCUGCCACCUGCAGGCACUUAACGAUGACUGCAAGGUACUUAUAUGACCUAGUUGAUUCUAACCUCAGAAUGCCAAGGUGCUUGGACAGUCAUAUGAAGAAACAAUAUCGACCAUCAUCUGCGUUUUAGCCCUAUUGUUUUUUUAUUAUAAUUGUUAUCAUAGCACUGUGAAUGUUAUUUGUUAUCUGUCUGGUGUAUUGCUUAAUUAUUUUUUUAAUGAGUUAAAUGAGUGACCACUCAUUAAUUGUUAAUCAGGAACUUACUGCGGGAGUGACUAUGAUAUCUCUGCCCGUGAGAAACAAACUAAUGCAUUUUGGAUCUAAUGCAUUUGAACAGUGGAAACUGCGAUAACCAGGUUUUGUGGUCGUCAUCUGGGACAGCAGUUUUUUUUUAGAUUUAGACCACUGUUUUUGUUGUUCUGAUGUAUUUAUUUUCAUUCCAGGAGUGAACGAAUUAAAAAGAGUUAAUACGUAACUUGUGGUAGUGAGUACUAGUGGAGUGGUUCUCAAAUGGUCGAAGGUCUGAAAAACAGGAAAAGGAAAUGUUAUAAGCGUAUCAUUUCAAUGCAAAUGAUAAAAUGUUUAGUUAGAGCAGUAAACAAAUUCUUACCUUAUCUUUUGUUGUUGGCAUUAAAGGGCUGGUUGUGUGUCCAAUCACACUUUGCCAAAGAUUUGUGUUCGUUAAUAGCUAGUCAAAUCUCUUGAAAACCAUGAACAAAAUCUUGCAUGGUAAAAAAAAACAAAACAAAACAAAAAAAAAAACAAACACUCAAAAUACAAUAAAUUUAGGUUAAUUUGCAACAAGGAUAAAGAGUUUGUGCAUAAGUCAUUUUAGCAGUUCUGCAUGUUAAAAAAUAAUCAAAUGAAGUGAGUUCAUUCUUAAAACAGGAAUUGUUUUUUUUUUUUAAAUUAUGUUCAUCCUACUAAACUUAAUUCUGAUUCUUUUUAUAGAUGUUUUUAUAGUGAAAAAAGUUAAUCGCUUCUGUAAGUUUAUGCUUAAAAAGUUCUCAGUAAUACUAAUACUUUUCAAGUUUGAGAACGAUUUCUUUAACUUUUGUACAAUACGUAAUACAAAAUCACUA